Zymoseptoria tritici IPO323 is the source of this 2014-nucleotide messenger RNA. RefSeq lists its product as uncharacterized. Gene Ontology annotation, biological process: protein import into peroxisome matrix, docking. Gene Ontology annotation, cellular component: peroxisomal membrane; cytosol. The record is from RefSeq and is a predicted model, not a curated record. Lineage: Eukaryota; Fungi; Ascomycota; Dothideomycetes; Mycosphaerellales; Mycosphaerellaceae. Gene Ontology annotation, molecular function: protein binding. The transcript is spliced from 2 exons. The coding region runs from base 137 to 2014 and encodes 625 amino acids.
UCUACUUCGUGGUAGCCUUUGUCCGUUUCGUUUGGAAUAAUCUGCAUUUCCGUAUUAUCUGCGAACGAUCCCACCCCACCCUCCGAACGCAUCAGUCCAAGCAGAGUCAUCGCCAUCCUCGAAUACACACUUCAUCAUGUCGUUCCUCGGCGGGCCAGAAUGCAGCACCGGCGCGAAUCCUCUGGCCCAAUUCUCGAAACAGACGUCCGCCGAUACCUCGCUCCAGCGGGACCGCCUGGCAUCGCGGCAGCCACAACAGCUCAACGGCUUUCGCAGUGGCCAGCAGCUGCCAGAAGAUGCCGCGUUCCAAGACUUCGCCCAGCAGGGCCCACACAUGGGCGAGAUGCUCCCGAAUGAGGCCUUUCACCUCGAGCAGAUGCGUCGGGAGCAGGAGCACUUUGAACGGUCUGGUGGUGGCGGCGGAAACUCGAACUGGGCGGGAGAGUUUGCGCAGCAGCCGCCACACUUCGCACCUGAGGAGUUCGCGCAGCAACAGCGAGUAGGCGGUGGAGGUUUCAAUCCACAAGAGUUCGCGCAGUUCCGUCAGUCACAAAUGUCUCCCACCGGACGAACACAAAGCCCCAGCUUUCAGCAGCAAUCUGCAUACCGUCCACCCAUGUACAGCUCCGGCUUCGGCAUGCAGCGACCAAUGAUGGGAGGCUUUCAAUCACCCAUGUACAAUCAGCCGGCUCAGCAGCAAUAUGAGGGCAAAGGCAAAGGUCGCGUGCAAGAGCUUAGCGACACCGAUUGGGAGAAACAGUUUGAGGAGCUGUCGACGGCCGAUAAAGAGCAAGACUUGGAGCAGCUUGACAAGGAUGCUGAGAGCGCGAUCGAGAGAGAGUUGAACGACAUGGACAGGCAAAUACUCAACGACGACGAGCUUGCUGGUCAUUUCGGAGACGAGUACAACCAGUGGAAAGAUUUCGACGGCAUGGGCAACAACUUCGACAGUUUUCAGAACGAUUACAACACGCAACCAAAUCUCGGCAACUACAUGUUCGAAGAGAACAACCUCUUCAACGAUGUGCCAAACGCAUACGAGGAGGGUAUGAAGAUUAUGAACGAAGGUGGAAAUCUCAGCCUGGCAGCUCUCGCGUUCGAGGCCGCCGUGCAAAAGCAGGAAGAUUUUGUCGAGGCAUGGGUGGCGCUAGGACAGGCUCAGGCGCAGAAUGAGAAGGAGUCACCAGCCAUUCGUGCUCUGGAGCAGGCUAUCAAGCUUGAUCCGGGCAACGGCGAGGCACUCAUGGGUCUCGCAGUGUCAUACACGAACGAAGGAUACGACACGCUCGCAUAUCGGACAUUGGAGCGAUGGGUGGCGUCCAAAUACCCGCAGCUGGGCGUCACACCACGAGGAAUCGAUGCCGAGGAAGAGAUGGGCUUCACUGAUCGACACAUGUUGCACGAGAAGGUGACGAAUUACUUCCUCGAGGCGGCACAGCUGAACCCAGAAGGAGGGGACGUCGAUGUUGAUGUUCAAGUUGGGUUGGGUGUGCUCUUCUACGGUAGUGAGGACUACGACAAGGCGGUCGACUGCUUCACCGCUGCCCUCAACAGCCACCAACACGGCUCCAUGAAGAGGGAGGGUGAGGAACACCUUCUCUGGAACAGACUUGGUGCAACCCUGGCAAACAGCUCUCGCUCGGAAGAGGCCAUCGAAGCCUACUCUCGCGCUCUGGAGCUGCGUCCUAACUUUGUGCGCGCAAGAUACAACCUUGGUGUGUCUUGCAUCAACCUAGGGGUGCUGGAAGAAGCGGCCGGCCAUCUCCUGGGUGCUUUGUCCAUGCAUCGCGUGCAGGAGCAGGAAGGUCGAGCUAAGGCUGCCCAGAUCCUCAAGGAUGGUAAUGGCAACGACGCGGAUGAGAGAGCUGUCGACCACCUUCUUCAGCAGAACCAGAGCACGAACUUGUACGAUACUCUUCGACGGGUGUUCACGCAGAUGGAUCGUCGGGACCUCUCCACCAUGGUUGGGCCGGACAUGAACCUGGACGCGUUGCGAGGGCAAUUCGACUUCUAG